ACAGGUCUGUGUGUCCGUCGUCGUCAGAGAAUCUAGCUACGUAGCUAGAGCAGCUCGCUUGUUGUGGUGGCUAACGACGGGAAGCAUGCUACGGUUCUCAAUUUAGUGAUAUUCGCCCAAUAGUAGGCGAAAUCUGCAGAAAUGGGGAAAAGAGACAAUAGAGUGUCAUAUGUGAACCCCAUAGCUGCAUCACGGGCCAAGGGACCUGCACCCAACGCAGGACCAUCUAUCCAGGAUUACCUGAGCAGACCACGGCCAACAUGGGAAGAGGUGAAAGAGAUCAUCGAGAGGAAGAAGAAAGGCUCCAGAGCUCUGGCGGACUUUGAGGAUCAAAUGAACGAGGUAUUGUUCAAAUGUCAACAAUUGUACUUUAUUGACCGGUUGUUAUUAUACCACAAAUCCAGUGUUUUCUUUUUUUCUUACAUUCAAAUAUCACAAUUUGCUUUGUAUAGAAUUGGAAGAAAGAGCUGGCGAAGAACAGAGAGAAGUUACUGGGUGGUGUUGACAAGGAGAAAGAGGAGAAGGAGAAGAAGGAGAAGGAGAAGAGAGAGAAGAAGGAGAAGAAAGAGAAAAAGAAGAAAGAGAAGGGGAAAAAAGAAAAGGGAAAGAAAUCCAACAGGCUCCUCCUCAGACUCUGAAGACGAGAAUGAAAAGAAGAGUGUCAAAAAGAGACGUAAAAAGAAGCGGUCCUCCUCCAAGAAAGCAUCAGAAGACUCGACUGUAGAAUCGGAGCCCGACAGCAAGGGCUCCUUCCCUCUCAUUCUGUUUCUCUCCAAGAAGACGAAGAUGGAGAUGGAGAUGAAGAAGAAAGAAAAGGAUGAAAAGAGCCGCAGGAAGAAGAGGAAAGCUGAGCAAAGUCAUAAAGACUCAUCCUCAGAGUCGUCAGCGGACUCAGAAGUGGAGGAGGGUGGUGAACCCAAGAAGAGAAAGAGAAGUAAUGAGGAGAAAGAAAAAAUAGCAGCAGACAAAUCAAAGAAGAAGAGGAAAAAGAAGCACAAGAAACAUGGCAGGAAGAAGAAGAAGAAGACCUCUUCUGACGUUGAGUUAGACUAACAUCUAGCGCUGUGGUUCUCUGUCCAACUGUCCACCACUAGAGAGCAUCUGCCUUUCCACUACCAAAAAAUCCCAUCUAGGCUGCUCCCAUGAUGGGGGUAGUUGAUGGAUAAGGGGAACCGCUAGCUUUCUGCUCAUGAGAGUUGAGAUGGUGGGGAGAUGGGAUAUGGGGUUUCUAAUGUUAAUUAAGGAAUGGUGAACUGGGAGUUACGGGUCAUCAAACCCUCUGUGACAACUUUGCAUAUUUGUUUUUCUUUUGUCUGUUGCUAGUUUUUAUUAGAUCCAAAUGAACGUCGUCGAGGACACCAUAAGUCGUCGUCAAGGACACCAUAAGUCUGUCAAGUGUGGCCCAACUGAACUGAAACAUUUGCAUAUGAAAUGAAAAUGAACUUCCAUACAUGGAUAUUGAUCAGCAGUGUACAUUUUUUACACCUUUGGUAUGCUGCCCUGCUAUGUCUAUUUUACCAUUCUUGGAGAUCUCGUGCAUCACUAGCUACACUGAGGUCAUUUUGGGACUUUGUUAUGCUGGUGCCCAGUGUCAUGAUGCAUGCAUUCUGAUAUGAUGGUCACUUCUCUUGCCAGCCUCAUAUUGAAGUUGGGAUUGUGAAAAUACGAGUGAAAUUGUCAUUAUCACAAGGGAUAUACUGUUCAAUUCUGUUAAUGUAAUGAAUUCUACAACUGAAUAUCUAUAAAUGAAUGGGUUUUAAUGAUUAAAGUAUUGUUUUAUCCUUGAUAA
This is a messenger RNA of Oncorhynchus kisutch (coho salmon), 1789 nucleotides long. It is a transcript of the gene fam133b, whose product is annotated as family with sequence similarity 133 member B. Bases 142 to 1053 code for a protein of 303 amino acids. The record is from RefSeq and is a predicted model, not a curated record. The transcript is spliced from 10 exons. NCBI's taxonomy places the organism in Eukaryota, Metazoa, Chordata, Actinopteri, Salmoniformes, Salmonidae.